Molecule: messenger RNA, 2116 nt
Organism: Sinocyclocheilus rhinocerous
Lineage: Eukaryota; Metazoa; Chordata; Actinopteri; Cypriniformes; Cyprinidae
Product: ATP-binding cassette, sub-family E (OABP), member 1
Exons: 15
Coding region: 196-1650 (484 amino acids)
Molecular function (GO): ATP binding; ATP hydrolysis activity
Source: RefSeq, a predicted model, not a curated record
UCACUCGCUCUGGCGCCAUCUUUGCUACCGGUGCGCUCCGGAGCGACACGCGCUGUUCGUCUGUUCGCACAGAAAGAAGACUUUCUACGCUUAUUAACGCGUUAUACUGCGCUGUUCGCAUCAGCGAGAGUGAGAUCUAGACCUCCUCGGUUCCUUUAGAUCAGCGUCGCCGGUGUGCGACAUCAAACCAGCCAAAUGGCCGACAAGAACACCAGAAUCGCUAUUGUGAACCAUGACAAGUGUAAGCCUAAGAAAUGCCGCCAAGAGUGCAAGAAGAGCUGUCCGGUAGUGCGCAUGGGAAAGCUGUGUAUCGAGGUCACACCUCAGAGUAAAAUCGCCUGGAUCUCAGAGUCUCUCUGCAUCGGAUGUGGAAUCUGUGUCAAGAAAUGUCCAUUUGGUGCUAUUUCAAUCGUGAACCUGCCAAGCAACCUGGAGAAGGAAACCACACACAGAUACUGUGCCAAUUCCUUCAAGCUCCACAGGUUGCCCAUCCCUCGUCCGGGUGAGGUGCUGGGGCUCGUGGGUACUAAUGGUAUCGGAAAAUCCACUGCUCUGAAAAUCCUGGCGGGAAAACAGAAACCAAACCUGGGGAGAUUCGAUGCUCCUCCUGACUGGCAGGAGAUCCUGGCGUAUUUCCGUGGCUCCGAGCUGCAGAACUACUUCACCAAGAUCCUGGAAGACGAUCUGAAGGCCAUCGUGAAGCCGCAGUAUGUUGAUCAGAUCCCCAAAACUGUUAAGGGGUCGGUAGGCUCCAUCCUCAGCAGGAAGGACGACACCAAGUCAGAAGAGCUGGUGUGUGAACAGCUGGAUUUGUUGCACUUGCGUGAUCGUAAUGUUGAGGAUCUGUCAGGAGGAGAGCUGCAGAGAUUCGCCUGCGCGGUUGUCUGCAUUCAGAGAGCUGAUAUUUUCAUGUUCGAUGAGCCGUCCAGUUAUCUCGAUGUGAAACAGAGGCUGAGAGAACACUAUCAAAACGAUUUUUGGGGGACUUUUUUUUAUUUAUUUUUUUUAACACUUUUUUUUUUUGUGGAAACUGAGUGUGCACUGUGUUUCUCAGGUGAGGUGCCUAUCCUGAACGUGAGCUACAAACCACAGAAGAUCAGCCCCAAAUUUAAAGGCAGCGUUCGAGCCCUGCUGCACGAUAAGAUCAGAGACGCGUACACACACCCUCAAUUCGUCACUGACGUUAUGAAGCCCAUGCAGAUUGAAAGCAUCAUCGACCAGGACAUCCAGAAUCUGUCUGGCGGUGAGCUGCAGCGUGUGGCUUUGGCUCUGUGUUUAGGAAAACCUGCGGAUGUGUAUCUGAUCGACGAGCCGUCUGCGUAUCUGGACUCUGAGCAGCGUCUGAUGGCUGCUAGGGUCAUCAAACGAUUCAUCCUUCACGCAAAGAAGACGGCAUUUGUGGUGGAGCACGACUUCAUCAUGGCCACUUACCUAGCGGACCGAGUCAUCGUCUUCGACGGAAUUCCAUCCAGAAGCACUACCGCCAAUACUCCACAGACUCUGCUGGCUGGCAUGAAUAAGUUUUUAUCGCAGCUGGAGAUCACGUUCAGAAGAGACCCAAACAACUUCAGACCAAGAAUUAACAAACUCAAUUCCAUUAAGGAUGUGGAACAAAAGAAGAGUGGAAACUACUUCUUCCUGGAUGACUGAAGGUCCUAUUUCACAGAAUUCCAUAAAUUUAGCCGCUUAAUAUGACAUCAGACCAGCGAACGCUGGCAUUGUGGACUUAUAUGUUUACUGAAUUAUCACCAUCACCACUUCAAACAUACAGCUCUGUUCCUCUCCUCUUGGCCAUUGGUAUGAUUCCACAAAGAGACGAGAUGGAUCCUCUGAGAUGAGGAGAGGACAUUAUUUGAGAAUAAAACCUUGACAAAUGUAUGUUUUUGGGUGAAUUAUCGUUAUUAACAACUGAAGUUCGUUCUGGUCACAAAGUGGUGCGAACCAAUUUACACAUGCCAAACAUGCAACUGUAUGUUUUGAAUAAAAUAUUUGAAUCAUGUUACACGAUGUGUUACAUACUAAAUAACCGGAUUUCUCAAGAUUAGGCUUUUGCCUUCGGCAGUCUUGUGAAGAUGCAACUGUAACCGUUCGAUAUUAAAACGCACUACCAGCUACA